Penaeus indicus is the source of this 456-nucleotide messenger RNA. RefSeq lists its product as uncharacterized. The record is from RefSeq and is a predicted model, not a curated record. The coding region runs from base 1 to 456 and encodes 151 amino acids. The transcript has a single exon. NCBI's taxonomy places the organism in Eukaryota, Metazoa, Arthropoda, Malacostraca, Decapoda, Penaeidae.
AUGGACAGUAGUCUUGGAAUGAAGGUUUGCAGAAAGAAGAGAGAGUACCUGAACAUGGGAGAAAAUACAGCUGAGGGAACAAUCAAUCUAGGUGAAGAUGAAGUGCCAAGAGUGAAGGAAUUUAAAUAUUUAGGGUCCACAGUCCAGGAAGAUGCCGGUAGAGACAGGGAGGUAAAGAAAAGAAUACAGGCGGUAUGGAAUAGUUGGAGGAAAGUCAUUGGAACUGUGUGUGACAGGCGGGUGGAAGAAAAAGUAAAAGGCAGAAUUCACAAUGUGAUGGUGAGACCAGCAAUGCUGUAUGGGCUGGAAGCAACAUCCUUGAAAAAGUCACAGGAAAGAAAGCUGGAGGUAUCGGAGAAGAAAAUGCUGAGAUGGGGUCUGGGCCUAACAAGAAGGGAUAUGAUCAGGAAUGAAGUGGUGCUGAAAAGAGUGGGAGUGAAAGCAUUACACGACUAA